Molecule: messenger RNA, 1131 nt
Organism: Candida dubliniensis CD36
Lineage: Eukaryota; Fungi; Ascomycota; Pichiomycetes; Serinales; Debaryomycetaceae
Exons: 1
Coding region: 1-1131 (376 amino acids)
Molecular function (GO): protein binding
Source: RefSeq, a predicted model, not a curated record
AUGGAAGCUAAAAAUUUACAUACAUGGUUACCUUUCACAAAUGAUGAUUGGAUACUAAAGGUUAUUCAAUUAUCAGAGAAUGAAUUUAUUGCAUCAACUAGUAAUGGCUCUUUGAUUGGAUAUUCAAUUUCAAACUUGUCCUCCACCCCAACUAUCAAGAUCGAAAAAGCACAUGAAUCAAGUAUUAAUGAUAUUGUGAAGAUUGAUAACGACUCAAUUGCAUCAUGUUCAACUGAUGGUAUUAAAAUAUGGAACUUAAGAAGCAAAUCAGCUAUUUCCACCUUGACUAAUACAAAAAAAUCCAAUUUCUUGUCACUAGCAUAUAAGAAUAAUUUAUUGGCAGCAGGAACAGAGUUAGUAGGUGUUGACGCUGAGUUGCAUAUAUGGGAUAUUAGAAACACAGAUAACGUAGUUCGGUCUUUUGUUGAUUCCCACCACGAUGAUAUCACUGCAUUGGAAUUCCACCCUACAUUGACAAAUUAUUUGAUGUCAGGCUCAACCGAUGGGUACGUUAAUAUUUACAACUUGAAUGAGACCGAGGAAGAUGAAGCAUUGCAUCAAGUCAUAAACUUUGCCUCUGUACACUCAUGUCAUUUUAUAACAGAAUCUAGAAUUUCGAUCUUGUCGCAUAUGGAGACUUUCAUGGUGCAUGAUUUGAAUGACACCAAUUAUGAGGAAUUAGUUGAACCGAAAUUCAAGGAUUUUGGUGAUCUUAGAAAAGAAUGGCCACUGAAUGAGUACGUGAUAGAUAUAUCUCCUGCAGGUUUUGCUGCCUAUGGAUCCCAUUCUGAAAGCUCGUUAUCCUUAUUACCAUUUAAUCCUGAACGUGAAAGCUUUGACAUUUCAAAGUUGAUAUUUUUUCCAAAGGCACAUGGAGAGGAAGUUGUUCGCGAUUUCAUUGUGAUACCGAACUCGAAAAUGGCAUUAAGUUGUGGAGAGGACGGAAGAAUCAAGUUAUGGGAACUACCCUUCCAAUUAAAGUCAUUUCUAUUGGGAUCGGAAGAAAAAGAAACUGAUAUCACCAUGACCGAAGGUGACGUCCAACUGGAGAAAAAAUCCAAGAAAGAUAGAAAAGAUAAAAAGAAAGAUAAAAAGAAACAUAAGAAAGACGUUAGAUUUAAACCAUAUUAA